GAGUCCAUCAACAUCAUCAUCAGUAGCAAGGAGGUGGUUGUUGUGGUGGUGCAUGGCGGCGGCGGCGGCAGCGGUGGUGGGGGCCGCAGGGGAGGUGGUGGUGGGGGGAGGAGGAAGCCUGCCCGCCCGCCCCCUGCCACAACGCCCUGCCGCGGCCCUGGCGAGGGUGUUGGCGCCCGUCGUAAGGCAUAGGAUGGAGGAGGAGGAGGAGGGACUACUGGAGGAGCUACUGGAGGAGGAGGGAGGCUUGAUCGGGGGCGCCGGGCCAGUGGAGGUGCUAGAUGCCGCUGGAAAGAGGGAAUUUGACGACUACGGGCACAUGAGGUUUGGCAAGCGUGGUUCAGCGAGCGACGACUACCAGGACGACUAUGGCCACUUGAGGUUCGGCAGGAGCUCUCACCACACGACCCACCGCCACACCACCACCACCAACAACAACAACAACAACUACCACCAUCGUCGGUUUAACGCUCUGCAAAAUGGUGGUAAAAUGUAAAGGGAUUUUAGGUUUGUUUCCCCUUCUUCGUUUUCUUUUUCCCCGUUUUCUGUUUGAUUGUUUAAGUUUUUUUUUUAUCUUUUUCUUUCUCUCUCUCUCUCUUUCUCUCUCUUUAUUGAUGUUUUAAAUUAAUCUCCUAUUUCGGUUUGACUCUGCAGAUAAAUAGUUUAAUUUAAGCUUGUUUCC
Portunus trituberculatus (swimming crab) is the source of this 682-nucleotide messenger RNA. RefSeq lists its product as uncharacterized. The record is from RefSeq and is a predicted model, not a curated record. The coding region runs from base 53 to 496 and encodes 147 amino acids. Lineage: Eukaryota; Metazoa; Arthropoda; Malacostraca; Decapoda; Portunidae. The transcript is spliced from 2 exons.